ACACAAAUGAUAUCAGCUUAAUUGAAUAGAUAACAAAUACCCAGCGUAAGCAGAAGGAAAAAAAGUUUAGUCAUAAGAGCUGCACACGUACAACAACAAUAGCACACAACUGUCCAACCUUAAACCAUGUUGAAGGCGGUCAUCCUAAUUGGCGGUCCCCAAAAGGGCACACGAUUCCGCCCCCUCUCCCUGGAUACGCCCAAGCCGCUGUUUCCCGUUGCCGGUCGCCCCUUGAUUGCCCAUCACAUCGAGGCCUGCGUCCAGGUGAAGGAGCUGCGCGAGAUUCUCAUCAUCGGCUUCUAUCCGCAGCAGCAAAUGGAAGGAUUCGUCGGCGAUAUGCAGGCGCUCUACAGCAGCAGCAAUAUUAAUAUUAGAUAUCUGCAGGAGUUCACAUCGCUGGGCACCGCUGGUGGGAUGUAUCACUUUCGCGAUCAGAUACGGGCCGGCAAUCCACGCGCCUUCUUUGUGCUCAACGGCGAUGUUUGCGCCGAUUUUCCGCUGCAGGAGCUCUAUGGCUUCCACAUAGGGCGUCCUGCCAGUGCCCUGGUCACCAUUAUGAGCACGGAGGCGACUCGCCAGCAAUCGCUGCACUAUGGCUGUCUUGUAUUCGAUCGGGAAAGUGGUGCCGUCUCCCAUUAUGUGGAGAAGCCCAGUUCCUAUGUCUCAACCUACAUCAAUUGUGGUGUUUACGUCUGCUCCAUGGAUAUAUUCACGAAACUCGCUCAGAUCUUUCACGCCAAAUGCGAGGAAUACAAUUGCAUUAGCUAUUGUGGCAAUGGUGGCAAUGGCAAUGGCAAGGAUCAGGGUCACAUCAAGUGGGAACAGGAGGUGCUCACCCCGCUGGCGGGCACAGAUAAACUCUAUGCGAUGCCGGUGCCCAAUUGGUGGUCACAGAUGAAGACAGCCGGCUCGGCCAUCUAUGCCAAUCGUCACUAUCUCGAUCUCUACAAGCGAACGCAUCCCGAGCGGCUGGCCAACGUGGGCCAGAAACGUGGCGAGGGCGAUGGCAAUUUGAUAUGCACCGUGUUCCCCGAUGUUUAUGUCCAUCCCAGUGCCACAGUGCAUCAUUCGGCGGUGCUCGGCCCCAAUGUGGCCAUUGGUCCUGGCGUCAUCAUAGGUCCUGGCGUGCGAAUACGCGAAUCGAUUGUGCUGGAGCAGGCACAGAUCAAGGAUCACACGCUCAUCCUGCACUCGAUUGUGGGGCGGGGCUGCAGCAUUGGCGCCUGGACACGCGUCGAGGGCACGCCUAGCGAUCCGGAUCCGAAUAAACCGUUUGCCAAAAUGGAGAAUCCGCCGUUGUUCAACAAUGAAGGCAAACUGAAUCCUUCGAUAACCAUUUUAGGCUGCUUUGUGCAAAUUCCCGCCGAGAAGAUCCUGCUCAAUAGCAUUGUCCUGCCGCACAAGGAGCUCAGUCGUAGUUUCAAGAACGAAAUUAUUUUGUGAAAACUCGUGCAAUUCUUUAUUUAUAUAUAUAUAUAUAUAUAUAUGUCUAUUUUUCAGGAUGUUAAAUUUUAUAUUGUGCAAUAAUCCUUAAAACCAUUUUAUAUUGUGCAAUAAUACUUAAAUGCCAUUUAAAUAAUAA
Drosophila grimshawi is the source of this 1582-nucleotide messenger RNA. RefSeq names its product mannose-1-phosphate guanyltransferase alpha (gene Gmppa). The transcript is spliced from 4 exons. The record is from RefSeq and is a predicted model, not a curated record. Gene Ontology annotation, cellular component: cytoplasm. Gene Ontology annotation, biological process: biosynthetic process. The coding region runs from base 127 to 1443 and encodes 438 amino acids. NCBI's taxonomy places the organism in Eukaryota, Metazoa, Arthropoda, Insecta, Diptera, Drosophilidae.